Molecule: messenger RNA, 5386 nt
Organism: Talpa occidentalis (Iberian mole)
Lineage: Eukaryota; Metazoa; Chordata; Mammalia; Eulipotyphla; Talpidae
Gene: LTBP4
Product: latent transforming growth factor beta binding protein 4
Exons: 33
Coding region: 1-5133 (1710 amino acids)
Molecular function (GO): calcium ion binding
Source: RefSeq, a predicted model, not a curated record
AUGCGGCAGCCCGGCCCCAGCGGCGGCUCCCCCCUCCUGCUGGUGCUGCUGCUACCGAUGCUCGCAGCCGUCGCCGCGUCCACCGCCAGCCCCAGCCCUCGCCAGGCCGUCGAGGCUGCGGUGGUACCGGGCAGCCCGGCUGGUGUUACUGCUUGUCGCUGUUGUCCAGGCCGACCGCCCAGGAGGAGCCGCUGCUUCAGAGCCUCCUGCAGGCUCCAGAACUGUCCACCAGAAAAGUGUGCAGGCUCUCAGCGGUGCCCCACCCCAGUGCCCCCAUCGCUUCCGAGCCCCAGCCCCAGCGUGAAGAAGAGACAGGUGUCCCUUAACUGGCAACCACUGACGCUGCAGGAGGCCCGAGCUCUACUGAGGAGACGCAGGCCCCGCGGGCCAGGGGGCCGAUCACUGCUGAGAAGGAGGCCCCCACUGCACGCCCCUGCCGGCCAGGCCCGGGUCCUUUGUCCCUUGAUCUGUCACAACGGCGGUGUGUGCAUGAGGCCUGACCGCUGCCUCUGUCCCCCGGACUUCGCGGGCAAGUUCUGCCAGUUGCAUUCCUCGGGCGCCCGGCCCCCGGCCCCCGCCUCGCCAGGCCUCACCCGCUCCGUGUACACCAUGCCGCUGGCCAACCACCGCGACGACGAGCACGGCGUGGCGUCCAUGGUGAGCGUGCACGUGGAGCACCCGCAGGAGGCGUCGGUGGUGGUGCACCAGGUGGAGCGCGUGUCCGGGCCCUGGGAGGAGUCGGCCGCCGAGGCUGUGGCGCGCGCGGAGGCGGCCGCGCGGGCGGAGGCCGCAGCCCCCUACACGGUGCUGGCCCAAAACGCACCCCGCGAGGACGGCUACUCGGAUGCCUCGGGCUUCGGCUACUGCUUUCGGGAGCUGCGCGGAGCCGAAUGCGCGUCGCCCCUCCCCGGGCUCCGGACGCAGGACGUCUGCUGCCGAGGGGCCGGCUUGGCGUGGGGCGUUCACGACUGCCAGCCGUGUUCGGGGUACCAGGGGAACUCCAACAGAGUGGGCGCCCUUGAUGGACCUUGUCCAACCGGUUUUGAAAGAAUUAAUGGGUCCUGCGAAGAUGUGGACGAGUGCGCCACAGGUGGGCGCUGCCAGCACGGGGAGUGUGCGAACACGCGCGGAGGGUACACCUGCGUGUGCCCGGAUGGCUUCCUACUCGACUCAUCCCGCAGCAGCUGCAUCUCCCAACACGUGAUCUCAGAAGCCAAGGGGCCUUGCUUCCGCGUGCUCCGCGAUGGCGGCUGCUCGCUGCCCAUUCUCCGCAACAUCACCAAACAGAUCUGUUGCUGCAGCCGCGUGGGCAAAGCCUGGGGGCACGGCUGUCAGCUCUGCCCACCCUUCGGCUCAGAGGGUUUUCGGGAGAUCUGCCCUGCUGGACCUGGCUACCACUACUCGGCCUCCGACCUCCGCUACAACACCAGACCCCUGAGCCAGGAGCCACCCCGAGUGUCCCUCAGCCAGCCCCGUGCUCCAUCCUCCACCUCUCGGCCACCUGCAGAGCCCAGACCUGAAACCAGGCCUGAGCGAAGGCCAGAGUCUAGACCCGAACGCCGGCCAGAUAUCCCACCAGAACGACGACCAGAGACCCGACCUGAAAGUCGGCCCGACACCCGGCUUGAUCAUCGGCCAGAGACACGGCCUGAUCGUCGGCCUGACGCCCGGCCUGAUCAUCGGCCAGAGACACGGCCUGGUCUUCGGCCUGACGCCCAGCCUGAUCAUCGGCCAGAGACAUGGCCUGAUCGUCGGCCAGAGACACGGCCUGAUCGUCGGCCUGACACCCGGCCUGAUCGUUGGCCAGACACCCGGCCAGGCCCUGAGCUUCCCCUGCCCAGCAUCCCAGACCGGACUGGUCCUGAGGCCCCCGAAUCAGGUCCCUCCGUGGGUGUCUGUCAGCGCAACCCCCAGGUCUGCGGCUCAGGACGGUGCAUCCCACGGCCCAGUGGCUACACCUGCGCCUGCGACUCCGGUUUCCGACUCAGUCCUCAGGGCACACACUGUAUCGACGUGGACGAAUGUCGCCGCGUGCCGGCGCCCUGUGUUCCUGGACGCUGCGAAAACACGCCUGGCAGUUUCCGCUGCGUGUGUGGCCCGGGUUACAGAGCCGGGCCCAGGGCUGGGGAAUGCCUGGACGUGAACGAGUGUCACCGCGUGCCGCCGCCGUGUGACCGCGGCCGCUGCGAGAACACGCCGGGCAGUUUCCUGUGCGUGUGCCCUGCUGGGUACCAGGCUCCCCCCCAAGGAGGCAGCUGCCAGGACGUGGACGAGUGCACCCAGAGCCCAGGCCUCUGCGGCCGAGGCGUCUGUGAGAACCUGCCCGGCUCUUUCCGCUGUGUCUGCCCGGCUGGCUUCCGGGGCUCAGCGUGUGAGGAGGAUGUGGAUGAGUGUGCCCAGGAGCCGCCGCCCUGCGGGCCAGGCCGCUGUGACAACACGGUGGGCUCCUUUCACUGCGCCUGCCCUGCUGGCUUCCGCUCCCGAGGACCGGGGGCCCCCUGCCAAGAUGUGGAUGAGUGUGCCCGGAGUCCCCCGCCUUGCUCCUACGGCCGGUGUGAGAACACAGAAGGCAGCUUCCAGUGUGUCUGCCCCACGGGCUUCCAACCCAACGCUGCUGGCUCCCAGUGCGAGGAUGUGGAUGAGUGUGAGAACCACCUGGCGUGUCCUGGGCAGGAGUGUAUGAACACACCGGGCUCCUUCCAGUGCAGAGCCUGCCCUGCUGGCUACCACCUGCAGCGUGGCCGGUGUGCUGAUGUGGACGAAUGCAGUUCGGGCGCCUCCUGCGGCCCUCAUGGCCACUGCAGUAACACGGAAGGCUCCUACCGCUGCAGCUGCUCCCCGGGCUACCGGGCGCCCGCCGGCCAGCCGGGGCCCUGCGCAGACGUGAACGAGUGCCUGGAGGGCGACUUUUGCUUCCCCCACGGCGAGUGCCUCAACACCGACGGCUCCUUUGCCUGCACUUGUGCCCCCGGCUACCGACCCGGACCUCGCGGAGCUUCUUGCCUCGACGUGGACGAGUGCAGCGAGGAGGACCUCUGCCAGGGCGGCCUCUGUACCAACACCGACGGGUCCUUCGAGUGCAUCUGUCCUCCGGGGCACCGCGCCAGCCCAGACCUCGCCUCCUGCCAGGAUGUGGACGAAUGUCGCGAGCGGGGCCCGGCCCUGUGCGGGUCCCAGCGUUGUGAGAAUUCCCCCGGUUCCUAUCGCUGUGUCCGGGACUGCGAUCCUGGCUACCACGCUGGCCCAGAGGGCACUUGUGAUGAUGUGGACGAGUGCCAGGAAUAUGGCUCAGCGAUCUGUGGAGCUCAGCGCUGUGAGAACACCCCUGGCUCCUACCGCUGUGUACCGGCCUGUGACCCUGGCUAUCAGCCCACGCCAGGGGGGGGAUGCCAAGAUGUGGAUGAAUGCCGGAACCGGUCCUUCUGUGGGGCCCACGCCGUAUGCCAGAACCUACCUGGCUCCUUCCAGUGCCUGUGUGACCAGGGCUACGAGGGGGCGAGGGACGGGCGUCACUGCGUGGAUGUGAAUGAGUGUGAAACACUACAGGGUGUGUGUGGAGCUGCCCUGUGUGAGAAUGUCGAAGGCUCCUUCCUCUGUGUCUGUCCCACCAGCCCUGAGGAGUUUGACCCCAUGACUGGACGCUGUGUUCCCCCACGCACUUCUGCUGGUACAUUCCCAGGCUCGCAGCCCCAGGCACCUGCCAGCCCUGGUCUGCCAGCCAGACCACCCCCACCGCCCCCACCACCCCCGCCCCGCCGGCCCAGCACCUCCAGGCAAGGCCCUGUGGGCAGUGGGCGCCGGGAGUGCUACUUCGACACAGCGGCUCCGGAUGCUUGCGACAACAUCCUGGCGCGGAACGUGACGUGGCAGGAGUGCUGCUGCACUGUGGGUGAAGGCUGGGGCAGCGGCUGCCGCAUCCAGCAGUGCCCAAGCACUGAGACAGCCGAGUACCAGUCAUUGUGCCCCCAUGGCCGGGGCUACCUGGUGCCCAGUGGAGACCCAAGCCUCCGGAGAGAUGUGGACGAGUGCCAGCUCUUCCGAGACCAGGUGUGCAAGAGCGGCGUGUGCGUGAACACCUCCCCGGGCUACUCCUGUUACUGCAGCAACGGCUACUACUACCAUGCCCAGCGACUGGAGUGUGUGGAUAACGACGAGUGUGCGGACGAGGAGCCGGCGUGCGAGGGUGGCCGCUGCGUCAACACCGUGGGCUCUUACCACUGCACGUGCGAGCCCCCGCUGGUGCUGGACGGCUCGCGGCGCCGCUGCGUCUCCAACGACAGCCAGAGUCUCGACGACAAUCUGGGAGUGUGCUGGCAGGAAGUAGGGGCUGACCUUGUGUGCAGCCGUCCCCGGCUGGACCGCCAGGCCACCUACACAGAAUGCUGCUGCCUCUACGGCGAGGCCUGGGGCAUGGACUGCGCCCUCUGCCCUGCCCAGGACUCAGAUGACUUUGAGGCUCUGUGCAACGUGCUGCGCCCCCCUGCCUACAGUCCCCCGCGGCCAGGUGGCUUUGGACUCCCUUAUGAGUAUGGCCCGGACUUAGGUCCGCCUUACCAGGGCCUUCCCUAUGGCCCUGAGCUGUACCCGCCACCCGUGCUACCCUACGACCCCUACCCACCGCCCCCUGGGCCUUUCGCCCGCCGGGAGGCGCCUUACGGAGCACCCCCCUAUGACAUGCCCGACUUUGAGGAUGACGGAGGCCCCUAUGGGGAUUCUGAGGCUCCUGUACCACCCGGCCCGGGCACCCGCUGGCGCUAUCGGCCCCGCGAAACCCGGGGCUCCUUUCCAGAGCCUGAGGAGUCCCCUGAAGGUGGAGGCUACGCUGGCGCCCUGGCUGGGCCCUACGAAGGUCUGGAGGCGGAGGAGUGCGGGAUCCUGGACGGCUGCGCCCAUGGGCGCUGCGUGCGCGUGCCCGAGGGCUUCACCUGCGACUGUUUCGACGGCUACCGCCUGGACAUGACCCGCAUGUCCUGCGUUGACAUCAACGAAUGUGAUGAGGCUGAGGUGGACUCUCCGCUCUGCAUCAACGCGCGCUGUGUCAACACAGAUGGCUCCUUCCGCUGCAUCUGCCGCCCAGGAUUCGCACCCUCGCACCAGCCCCACCACUGCACGCCCGCCCGGCCCCGGGCCUGAGCCUGAAUCCCCCAGCAGCUCCCUCCCCGUGCCUGCGCACAUGGGGCUCUACCUGUGCACGCGCCGCCCGCUGGGGCUAGUGCACAUCUGGAUGCCGGGCCUCUUGGCCCGUUAGAUGGAAGGAGGGACCCCUUAACUGCUCCCACCAUCCCAACCCUUCCUACCCACGCCGCUGGCUGGGACCUAGCCCAGGCCCCCCCCCCACCUUCACGUUCCUGUGCCUUUUUAUAAAAUUUUUCAAUAAAAAACACCU